Messenger RNA from Ruditapes philippinarum (Manila clam), 1827 nucleotides. Its product is annotated as signal peptide, CUB and EGF-like domain-containing protein 1. The coding region runs from base 1 to 1827 and encodes 608 amino acids. Gene Ontology annotation, molecular function: metalloendopeptidase activity. Gene Ontology annotation, cellular component: extracellular matrix. Lineage: Eukaryota; Metazoa; Mollusca; Bivalvia; Venerida; Veneridae. Gene Ontology annotation, biological process: extracellular matrix organization. The transcript is spliced from 12 exons. The record is from RefSeq and is a predicted model, not a curated record.
AUGGAACUAAAUGGAGGCUGGUCUCAUUGGGGUGAAUGGAGCGGAUGUGGCGUCACCUGUGGCGGUGGUUUUAAUUCUAGAUCAAGGAAUUGCAACAAUCCAAACACAUCUCCAAAUGGCAAAUAUUGUGAAGGAGAUACCAAAGAAUCCAUAACUUGUAAUUCCAAAGCUUGUAGAACUUGCCUACAAUUAAAAAGAAAGUUUGGUACAAUAGUCAACUGCCGCAAUGUAUCAGCAACGUUACAGAAAUGUAAUUUGACCUGUCUUCCUGAUCGAGCAUUGGCAAAUGGACAAACAGCCUUUGUUGAAUAUACAUGUGGUGAUUCAACAAACCACGCAUGGCUUCCAACUGAUAAAAUUCCAGAAUGCGUUCCGUUAAAUCGACCUGACUUUUUUGGGACACAAGCAACUGUGGGGUACACACAGCCUAUGUCCGUAUCAAUCCAAAGGAAAGUUACUGCAGCAGUUGAAAGUAAUUUAUCUGGAGUCGGUUGUGUUUCUAAUAAUGCCUGUACAAUGGCAACUACAAUUACAAAUGGCAACAAAAGUCGUCAAAGAAGAGCGACAUCAACAUCAUUGACGGUGCAGUUUUCAAUAAAACUAACUGAUACAGGCAGUUUAGACCUAGCAGGUUAUUUUUCUAACGGAACAGAAACAUCUGCCAUGACUGAGUUAAUUGAAGCACUCACUUCAUUAAAUGAAGCCAUUGAAUUUAUGCAAAACAACACAGAAUCAGUAUUUCAAGUUGUUGCCAACGGCGUCGAGUAUACACUUGCAAAUACUUCAGUGGAUUUUGUAGGUACUGUUACAUGUCCUAGUGGAUAUGCUGGUGCGGAUGGACUAUGUACACAGUGUCCAGUUGGAACAUAUCUUGUUGACUUCCAGUGUAUAAAUUGCGAAAUAGGAACUUAUCAACCUUUGACUGGACAGACUGAGUGCAUAUCUUGUCCAUCUGGAUAUACCACGGCCACAUUCGGAUCAUCGAAUAUAUCUGAAUGUUUUGUGAAUGGAGGCUGGUCUCAUUGGGGUGAAUGGAGCGGUUGUGGCGUCACCUGUGGCGGCGGUCUUAGUUCUAGGUCAAGGAAUUGCAACAAUCCAACUCCAUCUCCAAAUGGCAAAGAUUGUAAAGGAGAUACCAAAGAAAUUAUUACUUGUAAUACCCAAGCAUGUCGAGCGUUAAAUCGACCCGAUAGUUUGGGGACACAAGCAACUGUACGGUACACACAGCCUAUACCCGUAUCAAUCCAAACCAAUAUUACUGCGGCAGUUGAAAGGAAAUUAUCUGGAGUUGGCUGUAUUUCUAAUAAUACCUGCACAAUCGCAACUACAGUUAUAAGUGGCAAGAAAAGCCGUAAAAGAAGAACGGUAUCAACAACAUUGAUGGUGCAGUUUAAAAUUAAACUGACUGACACGGGCAGUUUAGACAUAGCAGGUUAUCUUUCUAACGGAACGGAAACGUCUGCCAUGACUGAGUUAAUUGAGGCACUCACUUCUUUAAAUGAAGCCAUUGAAUUUAUGCAAAACAACACAGAAUCAGUAUUUCAAGUUGUUGCCAACGGUGUCGAGUAUACACUUGUAAAUACGUCAGUGGAUUUUGUAGGCACUGUCACAUGUCCCAGCGGAUAUGCUAGUGCGGACGGGCUAUGUACUGAAAAAGAGGACAAAACUGAUGCUCCUGAUGACUAUGAUGAAGACGAAAGUGACGAUGACAGUGCCAUUGAUAACAACAAAACUAUUAUCAUAAUCGCCGUCUGUAUAGUGGUUCUUGUAGUUGUUAUUGCAGGCGGUGUUUGUCUGUGGAAAUACAUAAAAGAGAUUGACAACUAG